Molecule: messenger RNA, 240 nt
Organism: Prunus armeniaca (apricot)
Lineage: Eukaryota; Viridiplantae; Streptophyta; Magnoliopsida; Rosales; Rosaceae
Source: the annotation of a GenBank genome assembly
AUGCCACCCUUGCCGAACGGCAAGGGCCGUGCAGAACUUGGAGAAAGCUCACAGCACAACCACCGUCACGAAAAUCAGCCCACCCGACUCGGGAAGCUCCAAGUCUUCACUUCUUGCCGAAACAAGCCCAAGCUGCUGAAGGCUUCGACGGCUCGAAAUGAAAUCCAAAAUUUUUCACAAGAACACUUGCCGAACGACAAGAACUGGCCGGGCGCUGCUUACGGACGUACGGCCUUCUGA